This is a messenger RNA of Olea europaea var. sylvestris, 1335 nucleotides long. RefSeq names its product cellulose synthase-like protein G2. The transcript has 4 exons. Gene Ontology annotation, biological process: cellulose biosynthetic process; plant-type primary cell wall biogenesis. The coding region runs from base 45 to 1208 and encodes 387 amino acids. Gene Ontology annotation, molecular function: cellulose synthase (UDP-forming) activity; mannan synthase activity. Gene Ontology annotation, cellular component: plasma membrane; trans-Golgi network. The record is from RefSeq and is a predicted model, not a curated record. Lineage: Eukaryota; Viridiplantae; Streptophyta; Magnoliopsida; Lamiales; Oleaceae.
UUAAUUUUAUCUUUCGCCUCAACAUUCAGCCGAAAUUGGAAGGCAUGGAUGGGCUUAGGGGGUCUUCGUUAGCCGGCACCGGUUUUUACAUAAAGAGGGAAGCGCUCUAUCGAACUUCCAAUAUUCAAGAGGAUGUUGAUCUUGUCCAGCUACAAAAGUCAUUUGGUCCCUCCAAUGAAUUCAUCAAAUCACUUCAACUAAAUUACAAACCGAAUGCAUUGAAGGAUGAAGAUUUUUCUGGCGUAUUGCUGAAAGAAAUCAAAAUUCUUGCCUCUUGUAGUUACGACAAUAACACAAAAUGGGGGAAAGAGGUGGGAUUCAGAUAUUUUUCUGUGCUGGAAGACUACUUUACUGGCUUCAAUUUACAUUGCAAUGGCUGGAUUUCAGUUUAUUUGGAUCCAGCAAGGCCGUGUUUCUUGGGUUCAGCUACUACAAAUCUCAAUGAGAUUUUAGUCCAAUACACACGAUGGGUAGCCGGAUUGGUGGAAGUUGCUUUCUCGAGGUUUUCUCCUCUUAUAUACGGGCCACUGAGAAUGUCGACUCUUCAAAGCAUGUGUUAUGCAGAAUUUGCCUAUGAUAUCUUAAUCUUCUUGCCUAUUUACUGUCUAGCCAUUGUUCCUCAACUCUGUCUGCUUUAUGGCAUUCAUCUCUAUCCCAAGGUGUCGAACCCAUUUUUCAUUGUGUUUUCAUUCCUAUUCCUCUCAUCGCAACUCAAACACAUGCAAGAGAUCUUUUCGACUGGACAUUCGAUACGAACAUGGGCUAUAGAACAGAGAAUUUGGAUGCUAUGGUCACUUACCUGUUACAUGUAUGGAACUUUAUAUGGCAUUUUGGAGAUGACUGGUUUAAGAGAAGCCAGUUUUUUGCCGACAGAUAAGGCAGUAAACGACGAACAAUAUAAACGUUAUCAAAUGGGAAUCUACGAUUUUCAGGCAUCAGUUCUGUUAUUAGCUCCAUUGUGCACCUUAUACAUUCUAAAUUUAGUAGCCUUCAUAAUUGGUGUCGUGAAGAUUUUUCAUAUUGAGCAAGCGAGCGAGAUUUUUAUACAACUUUUCAUCCCAUUAUUUGGCAUAUUGAUCAAUUAUCCAUUGUCUGAAGGGAUGUUCUUGAGGAAGGAUGACGGGAGAGUUGCACCAUCUAUUACACUUCUCUCUGCCGCCCUUUGUAUUAUUAUUUUGUCUUUUGGAUCCCUUGUUCUUAUUUAUUAAGUGAAAAUGCAUGUAUUGUUUUAGAAUUAUUAGGCUUUUCAUUCAAGACAUUGAAAUUUGUACUAUAAUGCACAAUCCGUUAAGAGUGUUCCAAAGUGAAAAUGCAAGUAAUUCUUUAUUUUUUGGA